CCCUGUCAGUGAGCAGUGGCACCAUGGGGACUAUGGGUCCAGUUAUUUGGAUCCUUUCUACUUUGGCUCUUACACAUUCCUUAAGUGUACCACGAGUGAUGAAUCCGGCACACAACAACCUUGUCUGCAGCACCUGGGGAAAUUUUCACUAUAAGACCUUCGAUGGAGAAAUCUAUCAGUUUCCAGGAACAUGCAACUAUAUAUUUGCCUCAAACUGUAAAGACGCAUAUGAAGACUUCAACAUCCAGAUACGUCGUUCGUCAAGCUCAGAUAGGACAGUGGUGUCCCAUGUGGUGACAAAGAUUACGGGCAUUGUCAUCGAGAUGAAGAAAGGUGUGAUCGAAGUGGGAGGGAAAAGGGUCACUCUUCCAUACAGCCAGUUUGGAGUACAAAUUGAGUACAACAGUGUAUAUGUGCAAGUUUCUUCCAAGCUGGGAGUAGUGCUUUUAUGGAAUGAAGCUGAUUCUGUCACGGUAAAUGUUCCAUCAAAAUACAUGAACAGCACAUGUGGAUUGUGUGGAAACAUGAAUGGGCUGACUCAGGAUGAGUUUGUCGAUAAAAAUAUCCAGCUGACACCUGUGCAGUUUGGAAACCUGCAAAAGAUGGAUGGACCCACAGAGCAAUGUGAAGAUGUUGUACCAUCUACCCCUAAAAAUUGUGGCAAUCUGAAUGGGACCUGUGUCCGCAUGCUUUCCAAUGCAGCCUUCGAUGACUGUGACCUGCGUGUGCCUCAGGAUCUGUACAUCAAGGCCUGUGUGUCUGACCUCUGUAGCUGUAAGAAUUCAUCUGAUGCCUCAUGCUUCUGUGAUACCCUGUCUGAGUAUUCCCGGCAGUGCACCCAUGCUGGUGGGAUGCCCAAAAAUUGGAGAACCGGCACCAUGUGUGAGAGGACCUGUCCGAUGAACAUGAAGUAUAAUGAAUGUGGGUCACCGUGUGCUGAUACUUGUUCCAACUCUGAGCGGACGCUUGUAUGUGAAGAUCAUUGCAUAGAUGGCUGCUUCUGUCCACCAGGAACGGUACUGGAUGAUGUUGAUAACCGAGGUUGCAUCCCUCUCAGUAAAUGUUCCUGCACCUACAACAAUAAGACAUUUGCACCAGGAAAAUUUUAUACCAGCAACUGCCACAACUGCACUUGUCAUGGUGGUCAGUGGAGCUGUGAGGCUUUGCCUUGUGCUGGACGCUGCUCACUUGAGGGAGGCUCACAUGUCUACACCUAUGAUGGCGGUCACUAUAACUUCCAUGGAGACUGUAGCUACAUCUUUACCAAGGACUGUGUCACAAACAUGUUCACUGUGCUGACCGAGCUGAGGAAAUGUGGAGUGACCAAUACGGAAACUUGUCUGAGAAGUGUCACCCUGUCUUUGGCUCAAGGACAGAUAGUUCUGACAGUGAAGUCAUCAGGAACUGUGCUUCUGAAUGGGAUCUACACUCGUACACCAUUAGUCACAGAUAAUUUUGCUGUGUUGCAGCCAUCUUCUUUUUAUCUGGUCAUUCAGACCUUCAAUGGGAUCCAGAUCCAGGUUCAGCUUGUUCCAGUCAUGCAGGUCUCAGUGAGCCUGGACCCUGAGCACCAAGGAAAUGCAUGCGGACUCUGUGGUGACUUCAAUAAGGUCCGGACAGAUGAUUUUAAGUCUCUGAGUGGAGCACUUGAGGGGGCAGCAGCUGCCUUUGCCAACACCUGGAAGGGCCAGGCAGACUGCAGUGAUGUGAAGGACAGUUAUGAAAACCCAUGUGCACUAAGUGUAGACAAUGAGAGGUUUGCCAAGUUUUGGUGCUCUCAGCUCUCGGACAGCAAGGGAACCUUUGCCCAAUGCCAUGCUGUUGUGAAUCCAGCUGUGUAUGAGAAGAACUGUAUGUAUGACAGCUGUAACUAUGAGAAGAGUGAAGAACGUGUUUGUGCAGCCUUAUCUGCCUAUGCACGGGCCUGCGCUGCUGAGGGAGUGACUCUGGUUGGCUGGAGAGGCGACCUUUGCGAAAAAUACACAAAGGACUGCCCAAAAAACAGCACUUACCAGUACUCUAUUACUACUUGCCAGAAAAGCUGUCACUCUCUCAGUGAGCCUGACCCCAGCUGCAGCUUCCAUUUCACUCCCCUGGAUGGCUGUGCUUGUCCAAAUGGAACAUUCCUUGAUGACAAUGGAGCCUGUGUACCAGCUGGGAACUGCCCUUGUUACUACAGUGGUUCAAUGGUGCCCCCUGGAGAAGUCAUUUAUGACAAUGGUGCCAUGUGCACGUGUACAAGUGGAAAACUACGCUGUGUUGGGAAGACACUCAGUAUUGCAAAGUGCCCAAAAAACAUGGUUUAUUUUGACUGUGCCAAUGCGACAAAUGGAGCAAAUGGAGCAGAGUGUCAGAGGACAUGUCAGACCCUGGACAUGGAAUGUUUAAGUAUUCAGUGUGCCUCUGGCUGUGUCUGUCCGAAAGGGCUUGUGCUCAAUAACAAUGGCAAUUGUGUGCCCGAGGAAGAGUGUCCAUGUAUACACAAUGGUGAGGUUUACCACAGCGGGGAGAGCAUUCUGCAAGACUGUAAUACCUGUACUUGCAAGGACCGGAAAUGGCAAUGUACCGAGAAAGAGUGUCACAAGACCUGUGUAGUAUAUGGAGAAGGCCAUUAUAAAACAUUUGAUGGCAAACGUUUCAGUUUUAACGGUGUUUGCGAGUACACUCUGACACAGGACUACUGUGCAUCCAACCCUGGAAAUGGUUCAUUCAGAAUUAUCUCUGAAAACAUCCAAUGUGGAACAACUGGGACUACCUGUUCCAAGGCCAUUAAAGUAUUUUUGGGGAACUUUGAGUUGAAAUUGAGUGAUGGAUCCUUUGAAGUAGUGCAAAGAGAAACUGGUGGUGAUGUUCCCUACCAGAUAAGGAAGAUGGGAAUGUACCUGGUGAUUGAGGCUAAGAAUGGUUUGAUCCUCAUGUGGGACAAGAAGACAAGCAUUCUGAUCAAGUUAAGCCCAAAGUUCAAGGGAAAUGUUUGUGGCCUCUGUGGUAAUUAUGAUGGUAGUGUUUCCAAUGAUUUUACCACAAGAACACAAUCGGUUGUGGUUAACAUAGAAGAAUUUGGAAACAGCUGGAAAGCUUCACCAAGCUGCCCUGAUGCUCAGCGUCUAAAGGAUCCAUGCAUUGCCAAUCCAUACCGCCAGUCUUGGUCUCAGAAGCACUGCAGUAUUAUCAUGGAGGCAACAUUCUCGAAGUGCCAUUCUAAAGUUGACCCUACUCCAUACCUUGAGGCUUGUGUUAGUGACACAUGUGGGUGUGACACUGGAGGAGACUGUGAAUGCUAUUGUACAGCUGUCUCAGCUUAUGCCAGAGCUUGUAAUGAUGCCGGAAUCUGUGUUUCAUGGAGAAGCCCAGAAAUAUGCCCUAUGUUCUGUGAUUACUAUAACCCUGAAGGAGAGUGUGAGUGGCACUAUAAACCUUGUGGAGCUCCUUGCUUGAAGACCUGUAGGAACCCCAGUGGCCAGUGUAUGAACAACCUGCCAGGAUUAGAGGGAUGUUAUCCGAAAUGUCCCAAAGUGCGACCUUUCUUCGAUGAGGACAUCAUGAAGUGUGUAGCUCAAGUAGACUGUGGCUGCUAUGAUGAUGAAGGCGAUCGUUACAAUAUUGGGGAUAUGGUACCCUCCUACAAGAACUGUGAAAGCUGCAUUUGCACCAAGAAAGGUCGUCGCUGUCAAAUGGAUCUCAGAGCAUGCUACUGUUACUAUGGUAAUAUGAAGUUCAACUAUGGUGACAUCAUCUACAAUACCACUGAUGGAAUUGGAGGAUGCAUAACUGCUACAUGUUCAUCAAAUGGAACCAUUAUUAGAAGUGUCUAUCCAUGCUCAACUACGACCAAACCUGCCACUACCUUUCAUUUUGAUACCACUGCCAAGCAUGCAGAAAACAUAUCAACUCCAGUACCAGCUUCACCAACCUCUGUGUCUUGCCUUGAAGAAGUAUGUAAAUGGUCAGUGUGGUAUGACAUCACUUCUCCAACAUAUGGCGAAAAUGAAGGAGAUUUUGAAACCUUUGAGAAUAUAAGACAAAAAGGAUACACUGUAUGUAAAAUACCAACCCAGGUAGAAUGUCGAGCACAAAAGUUUCCAAAGAUCCCUAUUGUUGAUUUGGGUCAGAUUGUUACGUGCAAUACAUCUAUGGGACUUGUGUGUCAUAAUCGAGAUCAGUUCUCCCAGCUCUGCUUUAAUUAUGAGAUCCGAGUUCUGUGCUGUAGCUUUGUGCCUUGUGGAGAAUCAACCAAUCCAUCUUCUGACACUAUAGCUUCUUCACCAUUCAUGACAGUAACAUCAGAAUUUACAACGGCCUCAACUGUCCAACCAAAAGGCACUGUUAGCAAAGCACCAAGUCACUCAACCCAAGGGUUUUCAUCAAUAAAAGCAACAACUAUGUCUACUACUGAAAUGUCAAAACCAACAAGUACACCAUACGAGUACAUAUCUAAAUCCCAUGAAACAACUUUUACCACUCCCUGCAAAGAACAUAAAUGCUCUUGGACACCUUGGUAUGAUGUGCAUUUUCCCAGUAUUGGUGAAUCUGAUGGAGACUUUGAGACCCUGGAGAAUAUCAAAGCUGCUGGCAACAUUAUAUGUCAAAAACCAGACAAUAUUGAGUGUAAAGCUGAGAGAUUUCCAGAUAAAAGCAUUACAGAUGUGGGCCAGGUAGUUACUUGUGACAUCACUAAUGGUCUCAUUUGCAAUAACAAAGAUCAGAAUUCAAACUUUCCACUUUGCUACAAUUAUAGGGUUAGGAUCCUUUGUUGCUCCAUGGAGGAUUGUAAAUCAUCUACUACUUAUGUCCACUCUACAAUCAAGGAUCACGCAACAGAGCAUUUGAAAGAAACCACAAAAAUAACAUCUCCUAACAUAGAUACAGCAUCUCAUAAAACAACCACAGAAUCUGAGGUUACAUCUGCCCAUAAGUCUACAUCAAGUAAACCUGUAACAACAAAGGCAACAUCUCAAAAAGUAAGCACUUCAUCCCAUAAAUCUACCACAGAAUCUGAACAUGAAAUAGCCACCUCUCAUAGAACAAUUUCUAUUAAAACUACUAAAAUGUCUACAGCUUCUGGGGCAGUUACAUCUGCCCACAGGUCAACAUCAAGUAAGCCUAUUACAACCAAGGCAACAUCUCAUAAAGUUAGCACUGCAUCCCAUGAAUCAACUACAGAAUCUGAACAUGAAAAAUCCACUUCCCAUGGACCAAUUUCUAUUAAAACCACUAAAAUGUCUACAGAAUCUGGGGAAGUGACUUCUGCUCACAAGUCUACAUCUGUGAAGCCUAUUACAACCAAGGCAACAUCUCAUAAAGUAAGCACUGCAUCCCAUAAAUCAACUACAGACUCUGAACAUGAAAAAUCCACUUCCCAUGGACCAAUUUCGUUGAAAACCACUAAAACAUCUACAGAAUCUGGUGAAGUGACUUCUGCUCACAAGUCUACAUCUGUGAAGCCUAUUACAACCAAAGCAACAUCUCAUAAAGUAAGCACUGCAUCCCAUAAAUCAACUACAGAAUCUGAACAUGAAAAAUCCACUUCCCAUGGACCAAUUUCUUUGAAAACCACUAAAACAUCUACAGAAUCUGGUGAAGUGACUUCUGCUCACAAGUCUACAUCUGUGAAGCCUAUUACAACCAAGGCAACAUCUCAUAAAGUAAGCACUGCAUCCCAUAAAUCAACUACAGAAUCUGAACAUGAAAAAUCCACUUCCCAUGGACCAAUUUCUAUUAAAUCCACUAAAAUGUCUACAGAAUCUGGGGAAGUGACUUCUGCUCACAAGUCUACAUCUGUGAAGCAUAUUACAACCAAGGCAACAUCUCAUAAAGUAAGCACUGCAUCCCAUAAAUCAACUACAGACUCUGAACAUGAAAAAUCCACUUCCCAUGGACCAAUUUCUUUGAAAACCACUAAAACAUCUACAGAAUCUGAUGGAGUGACUUCUGCUCACAAGUCUACAUCUGUGAAGCCUAUUACAACCAAGGCAACAUCUCAUAAAGUAAGCACUGCAUCCCAUAAAUCAACUACAGAAUCUGAACAUGAAAAAUCCACUUCACAUGGACCAAUUUCUUUGAAAACCACUAAAACAUCUACAGAAUCUGGUGAAGUGACUUCUGCUCACAAGUCUACAUCUGUGAAGCCUAUUACAACCAAGGCAACAUCUCAUAAAGUAAGCACUGCAUCCCAUAAAUCAACUACAGAAUCUGAACAUGAAAAAUCCACUUCACAUGGACCAAUUUCUUUGAAAACCACUAAAACAUCUACAGAAUCUGGUGAAGUGACUUCUGCUCACAAGUCUACAUCUGUGAAGCCUAUUACAACCAAGGCAACAUCUCAUAAAGUAAGCACUGCAUCCCAUAAAUCAACUACAGAAUCUGAACAUGAAAAAUCCACUUCCCAUGGACCAAUAUCUAUUAAAACCACUAAAAUGUCUACAGAAUCUGGGGAAGUGACUUCUGCUCACAAGUCUACAUCUGUGAAGCCUAUUACAACCAAGGCAACAUCUCAUAAAGUAAGCACUGCAUCCCAUAAAUCAACUACAGACUCUAAACAUGAAAAAUCCACUUCCCAUAGACCAAUUUCGUUGAAAACCACUAAAAUGUCUACAGAAUCUGGUGAAGUGACUUCUGCUCACAAGUCUACAUCUGUAAAGCCUAUUACAACCAAAGCAACAUCUCAUAAAGUAAGCACUGCAUCCCAUAAAUCAACUACAAAAUCUGAACAUGAAAAAUCCACUUCCCAUGGACCAAUUUCUUUGAAAACCACUAAAACAUCUACAGAAUCUGGUGAAGUGACUUCUGCUCACAAGUCUACAUCUGUGAAGCCUAUUACAACCAAGGCAACAUCUCAUAAAGUAAGCACUGCAUCCCAUAAAUCAACUACAGAAUCUGAACAUGAAAAAUCCACUUCCCAUGGACCAAUUUCUAUUAAAACCACUAAAAUGUCUACAGAAUCUGGGGAAGUGACUUCUGCUCACAAGUCUACAUCUGUGAAGCCUAUUACAACCAAGGCAACAUCUCAUAAAGUAAGCACUGCAUCCCAUAAAUCAACUACAGACUCUGAACAUGAAAAAUCCACUUCCCAUGGACCAAUUUCUUUGAAAACAACUAAAACAUCUACAGAAUCUGGUGAAGUGACUUCUGCACACAAGUCUACAUCUGUGAAGUCUAUUACAACCAAGGCAACAUCUCAUAAAGUAAGCACUGCAUCCCAUAAAUCAACUACAGAAUCUGAACAUGAAAAAUCCACUUCCCAUGGACCAAUUUCUUUGAAAACCACUAAAACAUCUACAGAAUCUGGUGAAGUGACUUCUGCUCACGAGUCUACAUCUGUGAAGCCUAUUACAAGCAAGGCAACAUCUCAUAAAGUAAGCACUGCAUCCCAUAAAUCAACUACAGAAUCUGAACAUGAAAAAUCCACUUCCCAUGGACCAAUUUCUAUUAAAACCACUAAAAUGUCUACAGAAUCUGGGGAAGUGACUUCUGCUCACAAGUCUACAUCUGUGAAACCUAUUACAACCAAGGCAACAUCUCAUAAAAUAAGCACUGCAUCCCAUAAAUCAACUACAGAAUCUGAACAUGAAAAAUCCACUUCCCAUGGACCAAUUUCUAUUAAAACCACUAAAAUGUCUACAGAAUCUGGUGAAGUGACUUCUGCUCACAAGUCUACCUCUGUGAAGCCUAUUACAACCAAGGCAACAUCUCAUAAAGUAAGCACUGCAUCCCAUAAAUCAACUACAGAAUCUAAACAUGAAAAAUCCACUUCCCAUGGACCAAUUUCUAUUAAAACCACUAAAAUGUCUACAGAAUCUGGGGAAGUGACUUCUGCUCACAAGUCUACAUCUGUGAAACAUAUUACAACCAAGGCAACAUCUCAUAUAAUAAGCACUGCAUCCCAUAAAUCAACUACAGAAUCUGAACAUGAAAAAUCCACUUCCCAUAGACCAAUUUCUAUUAAAACCACUAAAAUGUCUACAGAAUCUGGGGAAGUGACUUCUGCUCACAAGUCUACAUCUGUGAAACCUAUUACAACCAAGGCAACAUCUCAUAAAGUAAGCACUGCAUCCCAUAAAUCAACUACAGAAUCUGAACAUGAAAAAUCCACUUCCCAUGGACCAAUUUCUUUGAAAACAACUAAAACAUCUACAGAAUCUGGUGAAGUGACUUCUGCUCACAAGUCUACAUCCGUGAAGUCUAUUACAACCAAGGCAACAUCUCAUAAAGUAAGCACUGCAUCCCAUAAAUCAACUACAGAAUCUGAACAUGAAAAAUCCACUUCCCAUGGACCAAUUUCUUUGAAAACCACUAAAACAUCUACAGAAUCUGGUGAAGUGACUUCUGCUCACAAGUCUACAUCUGUGAAACCUAUUACAACCAAGGCAACAUCUCAUAAAGUAAGCACUGCAUCCCAUAAAUCAACUACAGAAUCUAAACAUGAAAAAUCCACUUCCCAUGGACCAAUUUCUAUUAAAACCACUAAAACAUCUACAGAAUCUGGGGAAGUGACUUCUGCUCACAAGUCUACAUCUGUGAAACCUAUUACAACCAAGGCAACAUCUCAUAAAGUAAGCACUGCAUCCCAUAAAUCAACUACAGAAUCUAAACAUGAAAAAUCCACUUCCCAUGGACCAAUUUCUAUUAAAACCACUAAAAUGUCUACAGAAUCUGGGGAAGUGACUUCUGCUCACAAGUCUACAUCUGUGAAACCUAUUACAACCAAGGCAACAUCUCAUAAAGUAAGCACUGCAUCCCAUAAAUCAACUACAGAAUCUAAACAUGAAAAAUCCACUUCCCAUGGACCAAUUUCUAUUAAAACCACUAAAAUGUCUACAGAAUCUGGUGAAGUGACUUCUGCUCACAAGUCUACAUCUGUGAAACCUAUUACAACCAAGGCAACAUCUCAUAAAAUAAGCACUGCAUCCCAUAAAUCAACUACAGAAUCUGAACAUGAAAAAUCCACUUCCCAUGGACCAAUUUCUAUUAAAACCACCAAAAUGUCUACAGAAUUUGGGGAAGUGACUUCUGUUCACAAGUCUACAUCUGUGAAGCCUAUUACAACCAAGGCAACAUCUCAUAAAAUAAGCACUGCAUCCCAUAAAUCAACUACAGAAUCUGAACAUGAAAAAUCCACUUCCCAUGGACCAAUUUCUUUGAAAACCACCAAAACAUCUACAGAAUCUGGAGAAGUGACAUCUACCCACAGGUCUACAUCAAGCAAGCCUAUAACAACGACAGCUACAUCUCAUAAAGUAAGCACUGCAUCUCCCAAAUCAACUACAGAAUCCGAAGGUAAAAAAUCCACCUCUCUUGGAUCAAUUUCUGUUAAAACCACUAAAAUGUCUACAGAUUCAGGGGAAGUUACAUCUGAGCACAAGUCCACAUCAAGUAAGCCUAUAACAACAAAGACUACAUCUCAUAAAGGAAGCACUGCGUCCCACAGAUCAACUACAGAAUCUGAACAUGAAAAAUCCACCUCCCAUAGACCAAUUUCUAUUAAAACCACUAAAAUGUCUACAGAAUCUGGGGAAGUGACUUCUGCUCAUAAGUCUACAUCUGUGAAGCCUAUUACAACCAAGGCAACAUCUCAUAAAGUAAGCACUGCAUCCCAUAAAUCAACUACAGACUCUGAACAUGAAAAAUCCACUUCCCAUGGACCAAUUUCGUUGAAAACCACUAAAACAUCUACAGAAUCUGGUGAAGUGACUUCUGCUCACAAGUCUACAUCUGUGAAGCCUAUUACAACCAAGGCAACAUCUCAUAAAGUAAGCACUGCAUCCCAAAAAUCAACUACAGAAUCUGAACAUGAAAAAUCCACUUCCCAUGGACCAAUUUCUAUUAAAACCACUAAAAUGUCUACAGAAUCUGGGGAAGUGACUUCUGCUCAAAAGUCUACAUCUGUGAAGCCUAUUACAACCAAGGCAACAUCUCAUAAAGUAAGCACUGCAUCCCAUAAAUCAACUACAGAAUCUAAACAUGAAAAAUCCACUUCCCAUGGACCAAUUUCUAUUAAAACCACUAAAAUGUCUACAGAAUCUGGGGAAGUGACUUCUGCUCACAAGUCUACAUCUGUGAAACCUAUUACAACCAAGGCAACAUCUCAUAUAAUAAGCACUGCAUCCCAUAAAUCAACUACAGAAUCUGAACAUGAAAAAUCCACUUCCCAUAGACCAAUUUCUAUUAAAACCACUAAAAUGUCUACAGAAUCUGGGGAAGUGACUUCUGCUCACAAGUCUACAUCUGUGAAACCUAUUACAACCAAGGCAACAUCUCAUAAAGUAAGCACUGCAUCCCAUAAAUCAACUACAGAAUCUGAACAUGAAAAAUCCACUUCCCAUGGACCAAUUUCUUUGAAAACCACUAAAACAUCUACAGAAUCUGGUGAAGUGACUUCUGCUCACAAGUCUACAUCUGUGAAGCCUAUUACAACCAAGGCAACAUCACAUAAAGUAAGCACUGCAUCCCAUAAAUCAACUACAGAAUCUGAACAUGAAAAAUCCACUUUCUAUGGACCAAUUUCUUUGAAAACCACUAAAACAUCUACAGAAUCUGGUGAAGUGACUUCUGCUCACAAGUCUACAUCUGUGAAGCCUAUUACAACCAAGGCAACAUCUCAUAAAGUAAGCACUGCAUCCCAUAAAUCAACUACAGAAUCUAAACCUGAAAAAUCCACUUCCCAUGGACCAAUUUCUAUUAAAACCACUAUAAUGUCUACAGAAUCUGGGGAAGUGACUUCUGCUCACAAGUCUACAUCUGUGAAACCUAUUACAACCAAGGCAACGUCUCAUAAAUUAAGCACUGCAUCCCAUAAAUCAACUACAGAAUCUGAACAUGAAAAAUCCACCUCCCAUGGACCAAUUUCUAUUAAAACCACUAAAAUGUCUACAGAAUCUGGGGAAGUGACUUCUGCUCACAAGUCUACAUCUGUGAAACCUAUUACAACCAAGGCAACAUCUCAUAAAGUAAGCACUGCAUCCCACAAAUCAACUACAGAAUCUAAACAUGAAGAAUCCACUUCCCAUGGACCAAUUUCUAUUAAAACCACUAAAAUGUCUACAGAAUCUGGGGAAGUGACUUCUGCUCACAAGUAUACAUCUGUGAAACCUAUUACAACCAAGGCAACAUCUCAAAAAAUAAGCACUGCAUCCCAUAAAUCAACUACAGAAUCUGAACAUGAAAAAUCCACUUCCCAUGGACCAAUUUCUAUUAAAACCACUAAAAUGUCUACAGAAUCUGGGGAAGUGACUUCUGCUCAAAAGUCUACAUCUGUGAAGCCUAUUACAACCAAGGCAACAUCUCAUAAAGUAAGCACUGCAUCCCAUAAAUCAACUACAGAAUCUAAACAUGAAAAAUCCACUUCCCAUGGACCAAUUUCUAUUAAAACCACUAAAAUGUCUACAGAAUCUGGGGAAGUGACUUCUGCUCACAAGUCUACAUCUGUGAAACCUAUUACAACCAAGGCAACAUCUCAUAUAAUAAGCACUGCAUCCCAUAAAUCAACUACAGAAUCUGAACAUGAAAAAUCCACUUCCCAUAGACCAAUUUCUAUUAAAACCACUAAAAUGUCUACAGAAUCUGGGGAAGUGACUUCUGCUCACAAGUCUACAUCUGUGAAACCUAUUACAACCAAGGCAACAUCUCAUAAAGUAAGCACUGCAUCCCAUAAAUCAACUACAGAAUCUGAACAUGAAAAAUCCACUUCCCAUGGACCAAUUUCUUUGAAAACCACUAAAACAUCUACAGAAUCUGGUGAAGUGACUUCUGCUCACAAGUCUACAUCUGUGAAGCCUAUUACAACCAAGGCAACAUCACAUAAAGUAAGCACUGCAUCCCAUAAAUCAACUACAGAAUCUGAACAUGAAAAAUCCACUUCCUAUGGACCAAUUUCUUUGAAAACCACUAAAACAUCUACAGAAUCUGGUGAAGUGACUUCUGCUCACAAGUCUACAUCUGUGAAGCCUAUUACAACCAAGGCAACAUCUCAUAAAGUAAGCACUGCAUCCCAUAAAUCAACUACAGAAUCUAAACCUGAAAAAUCCACUUCCCAUGGACCAAUUUCUAUUAAAACCACUAUAAUGUCUACAGAAUCUGGGGAAGUGACUUCUGCUCACAAGUCUACAUCUGUGAAACCUAUUACAACCAAGGCAACGUCUCAUAAAAUAAGCACUGCAUCCCAUAAAUCAACUACAGAAUCUGAACAUGAAAAAUCCACCUCCCAUGGACCAAUUUCUAUUAAAACCACUAAAAUGUCUACAGAAUCUGGGGAAGUGACUUCUGCUCACAAGUCUACAUCUGUGAAACCUAUUACAACCAAGGCAACAUCUCAUAAAGUAAGCACUGCAUCCCACAAAUCAACUACAGAAUCUAAACAUGAAGAAUCCACUUCCCAUGGACCAAUUUCUAUUAAAACCACUAAAAUGUCUACAGAAUCUGGGGAAGUGACUUCUGCUCACAAGUCUACAUCUGUGAAACCUAUUACAACCAAGGCAACAUCUCAAAAAAUAAGCACUGCAUCCCAUAAAUCAACUACAGAAUCUGAACAUGAAAAAUCCACUUCCCAUGGACCAAUUUCUAUUAAAACCACUAAAAUGUCUACAGAAUCUGGGGAAGUGACUUCUGCUCACAAGUCUACAUCUGUGAAACCUAUUACAACCAAGGCAACAUCUCAAGAAAUAAGCACUGCAUCCCAUAAAUCAACUACAGAAUCUGAACAUGAAAAAUCCACUUCCCAUGGACCAAUUUCUAUUAAAACCACUAAAAUGUCUACAGAAUCUGGGGAAGUGACUUCUGCUCACAAGUCUACAUCUGUGAAGCCUAUUACAACCAAGGCAACAUCUCAUAAAGUAAGCACUGCAUCCCAUAAAUCAACUACAGAAUCUAAACAUGAAAAAUCCACUUCCCAUGGACCAAUUUCUAUUAAAACCACUAAAAUGUCUACAGAAUCUGGGGAAGUGACUUCUGCUCACAAGUCUACAUCUGUGAAACCUAUUACAACCAAGGCAUCAUCUCAUAUAAUAAGCACUGCAUCCCAUAAAUCAACUACAGAAUCUGAACAUGAAAAAUCCACUUCCCAUGGACCAAUUUCUAUUAAAACCACUAAAAUGUCUACAGAAUCUGGGGAAGUGACUUCUGCUCACAAGUCUACAUCUGUGAAACCUAUUACAACCAAGGCAACAUCUCAUAAAGUAAGCACUGCAUCCCAUAAAUCAACUACAGAAUCUGAACAUGAAAAAUCCACUUCCCAUGGACCAAUUUCUAUUAAAACCACUAAGAUGUCUACAGAAUCUGGGGAAGUGACUUCUGCUCAUAAGUCUACAUCUGUGAAGCCUAUUACAACCAAGGCAACAUCUCAUAAAGUAAGCACCGCAUCCCAUAAAUCAACUACAGACUCUGAACAUGAAAAAUCUACUUCCCAUGGACCAAUUUCUUUGAAAACCACUAAAACAUCUACAGAAUCUGGUGAAGUGACUUCUGCUCACAAGUCUACAUCUGUGAAGCCUAUUACAACCAAGGCAACAUCUCAUAAAGUAAGCACUGCAUCCCAUAAAUCAACUACAGAAUCUGAACAUGAAAAAUCCACUUCCCAUGGACCAAUUUCUUUGAAAACCACUAAAACAUCUACAGAAUCUGGUGAAGUGACUUCUGCUCACAAGUCUACAUCUGUGAAGCCUAUUACAACCAAGGCAACAUCUCAUAAAGUAAGCACUGCAUCCCAUAAAUCAACUACAGAAUCUGAACAUGAAAAAUCCACUUCCCAUGGACCAAUUUCUAUUAAAACCACUAAAAUGUCUACAGAAUCUGGGGAAGUGACUUCUGCUCACAAGUCUACAUCUGUGAAACCUUUUACAACCAAGGCAACAUCUCAAAAAAUAAGCACUGCAUCCCAUAAAUCAACUACAGAAUCUGAACAUGAAAAAUCCACUUCCCAUGGACCAAUUUCUAUUAAAACCACUAAAAUGUCUACAGAAUCUGGGGAAGUGACUUCUGCUCACAAGUCUACAUCUGUGAAGCCUAUUACAACCAAGGCAACAUCUCAUAAAGUAAGCACUGCAUCCCAUAAAUCAACUACAGAAUCUAAACAUGAAAAAUCCACUUCCCAUGGACCAAUUUCUAUUAAAACCACUAAAAUGUCUACAGAAUCUGGGGAAGUGACUUCUGCUCACAAGUCUACAUCUGUGAAACCUAUUACAACCAAGGCAUCAUCUCAUAUAAUAAGCACUGCAUCCCAUAAAUCAACUACAGAAUCUGAACAUGAAAAAUCCACUUCCCAUGGACCAAUUUCUAUUAAAACCACUAAAAUGUCUACAGAAUCUGGGGAAGUGACUUCUGCUCACAAGUCUACAUCUGUGAAACCUAUUACAACCAAGGCAACAUCUCAUAAAGUAAGCACUGCAUCCCAUAAAUCAACUACAGAAUCUGAACAUGAAAAAUCCACUUCCCAUGGACCAAUUUCUAUUAAAACCACUAAAAUGUCUACAGAAUCUGGGGAAGUGACUUCUGGUCACAAGUCUACAUCUGUGAAGUCUAUUACAACCAAGGCAACAUCUCAUAAAAUAAGCACUGCAUCCCAUAAAUCAACUACAGAAUCUGAACAUGAAAAAUCCACUUCCCAUGGACCAAUGUCUUUGAAAACCACUAAAAUAUCUACAGAAUCUGGGGAAGUGACUUCUGCUCAAAAGUCUACAUCUGUGAAGCCUAUUACAACCAAGGCAACAUCUCAUAAAGUAAGCACUGCAUCCCAUAAAUCAACUACAGAAUCUAAACAUGAAAAAUCCACUUCCCAUGGACUAAUUUCUAUUAAAACCACUAAAAUGUCUACAGAAUCUGGGGAAGUGACUUCUGCUCACAAGUCUACAUCUGUGAAACCUAUUACAACCAAGGCAACAUCUCAUAUAAUAAGCACUGCAUCCCAUAAAUCAACUACAGAAUCUGAACAUGAAAAAUCCACUUCCCAUGGACCAAUUUCUAUUAAAACCACUAAAAUGUCUACAGAAUCUGGGGAAGUGACUUCUGCUCACAAGUCUACAUCUGUGAAACCUAUUACAACCAAGGCAACAUCUCAUAAAGUAAGCACUUUAUCCCACAAAUCAACUACAGAAUCUAAACAUGAAAAAUCCACUUCCCAUGGACCAAUUUCUAUUAAAACCACUAAAAUGUCUACAGAAUCUGGGGAAGUGACUUCUGCUCACAAGUCUACAUCUGUGAAACCUAUUACAACCAAGGCAACAUCUCAUAAAAUAAGCACUGCAUCCCAUAAAUCAACUACAGAAUCUGAACAUGAAAAAUCCACUUCCCAUGGGCCAAUUUCUAUUAAAACCACUAAAAUGUCUACAGAAUCUGGGGAAGUGACUUCUGCUCACAAGUCUACAUCUGUGAAACCUAUUACAACCAAGGCAACAUCUCAUAAAAUAAGCACAGCAUCCCAUAAAUCAACUACAGAAUCUGAACAUGAAAAAUCCACUUCCCAUGGACCAAUUUCUAUUAAAACCACUAAAAUGUCUACAGAAUCUGGGGAAGUGACUUCUGUUCACAAGUCUACAUCUGUGAAGUCGAUUACAACCAAGGCAACAUCUCAUAAAAUAAGCACUGCAUCCCACAAAUCAACUACAGAAUCUGAACAUGAAAAAUCCACUUCCCAUGGACCAAUGUCUUUGAAAACCACUAAAACAUCUACAGAAUCUGGUGAAGUGACUUCUGCUCACAAGUCUACAUCUGUGAAGCCUAUUACAACCAAGGCAACAUCUCAUGAAGUAAGCACUGCAUCCCAUAAAUCAACUACAGGAUCUGAACAUGAAAAAUCCACUUCCCAUGGACCAAUUUCUAUUAAAACCACUAAAAUGUCUACAGAAUCUGGGGAAGUGACUUCUGCUCACAAGUCUACAUCUGUGAAACCUAUUACAACCAAGGCAACAUCUCAUAAAAUAAGCACUGCAUCCCAUAAAUCAACUACAGAAUCUGAACAUGAAAAAUCCACCUCCCAUGGACCAAUUUCUAUUAAAACCACUAAAAUGUCUACAGAAUCUGGGGAAGUGACUUCUGCUCACAAGUCUACAUCUGUGAAACCUAUUACAACCAAGGCAACAUCUCAUAAAGUAAGCACUUUAUCCCACAAAUCAACUACAGAAUCUAAACAUGAAAAAUCCACUUCCCAUGGACCAAUUUCUAUUAAAACCACUAAAAUGUCUACAGAAUCUGGGGAAGUGACUUCUGCUCACAAGUCUACAUCUGUGAAACCUAUUACAACCAAGGCAACAUCUCAUAAAGUAAGCACUUUAUCCCACAAAUCAACUACAGAAUCUAAACAUGAAAAAUCCACUUCCCAUGGACCAAUUUCUAUUAAAACCACUAAAAUGUCUACAGAAUCUGGGGAAGUGACUUCUGCUCACAAGUCUACAUCUGUGAAACCUAUUACAACCAAGGCAACAUCUCAUGAAGUAAGCACUGCAUCCCAUAAAUCAACUACAGAAUCUAAACAUGAAAAAUCCACUUCCCAUGGACCAAUUUCUAUUAAAACCACUAAAAUGUCUACAGAAUCUGGGGAAGUGACUUCUGCUCACAAGUCUACAUCUGUGAAACCUAUUACAACCAAGGCAACAUCUCAUAAAAUAAGCACUGCAUCCCAUAAAUCAACUACAGAAUCUGAACAUGAAAAAUCCACUUCCUAUGGCCCAAUUUCUAUUAAAACCACUAAAAUGUCUACAGAAUCUAGGGAAGUGACUUCUGCUCACAAGUCUACAUCUGUGAAACCUAUUACAACCAAGGCAACAUCUCAUAAAAUAAGCACUGCAUCCCAUAAAUCAACUACAGAAUCUGAACAUGAAAAAUCCACUUCCCAUGGACCAAUUUCUAUUAAAACCACUAAAAUGUCUACAGAAUCUGGGGAAGUGACUUCUGUUCACAAGUCUACAUCUAUGAAGUCGAUUACAACCAAGGCAACAUCUCAUAAAAUAAGCACUGCAUCCCAUAAAUCAACUACAGAAUCUGAACAUGAAAAAUCCACUUCCCAUGGACCAAUGUCUUUGAAAACCACUAAAACAUCUACAGAAUCUGGUGAAGUGACUUCUGCUCACAAGUCUACAUCUGUGAAGCCUAUUACAACCAAGGCAACAUCUCAUGAAGUAAGCACUGCAUACCAUAAAUCAACUACAGGAUCUGAACAUGAAAAAUCCACUUCCCAUGGACCAAUUUCUAUUAAAACCACUAAAAUGUCUACAGAAUAUGGGGAAGUGACUUCUGCUCACAAGUCUACAUCUGUGAAGCCUAUUACAACCAAGGCAACAUCUCAUACAAUAAGCACUGCAUCCCAUAAAUCAACUACAGAAUCUGAACAUGAAAAAUCCACUUCCCAUGGACCAAUUUCUAUUAAAACCACUAAAAUGUCUACAGAAUCUGGUGAAGUGACUUCUGCUCACAAGUCUACAUCUGUGAAGCCUAUUACAACCAAGGCAACAACUCAUAAAGUAAGCACCGCAUCCCAUAAAUCAACUACAGAAUCUGAACAUGAAAAAUCCACUUCCCAUGGACCAAUUUAUUUGAAAACCACUAAAACAUCUACAGAAUCUGGUGAAGUGACAUCUGCCCACAGGUCUACAUCGAGUAAGCCUAUAACAACCACAGCUACAUCUCAUAAAGUAAGCACUGCAUCUCCCCAAUCAACUACAGAAUCCGAAGGUAAACAAUCCACCUCCCAUGGAUCAAUUUCUGUUAAAACCACUAAAAUGUCUACAGAUUCAGGGGAAGUUACAUCUGAGCACAAGUCCACAUCAAGUAAGCCUAUGACAACAAAGACUACAUCUGCGUCCCACAUAUCAACUACUGAAUCUGAAGUUAAAAUAUCCACCUCCCAUAGACCAAUUUCUAUUAAAACCACUGAGAGCACAGCAGCGACCACCAGGGAAACAUUCAGUUCUCAACAACCUAUGUCAACUAAACAAUCAACUUCAUCUACAUUUGGAAGUCGUAGCACUGAAAGCACUGUUUCCAAGACAUCAAGACCAGUUACAGCAGGCCCGGAAUCAUUUUCUACCACCAGGUGUAUGUGCAAUUUUAACGGAACUAUAGUUUCUCCUGGCAAUGUUCUAUAUAACACAACAGACAAUGAAGGCUGGUGCUUCUACGCACGAUGCAAUGACAAGUGUCAGGUAGAGAGAUACAGUGAACCUUGUUCUACUGCGCCUACUGUGUCAAGCAGCACCAAGACUGCUAAAACGGUGACUGUUAGUACUGCCACCACUAUCACCUCAAAGACAGGAAGCACAACAAAAACACCCGCAACAAGCACUAAGACUGCACAGACGAAGACUUCAGCAUCAAGUGUCAGCUCAGCGGGCACCCCAACUCCUGGCUGUAGUGCAGUUAUGCCUCCAAAAAAGGUGAAUGAAACCUGGAUGAUAGAUCAAUGUACCCAUGCUACCUGUAUUGGUCAAAACAAUAUUGUCGUAAACAAAAAAGAGUGUGCACCAGUUAAAAAUGUGGUCUGUGCCAACCGUUUAAAGCCCAGGAAAACAUUUGAUGAGAGUGGCUGCUGCUAUCAGAACGAGUGUGAUUGUGUCUGUGGUGGUUGGGGAACAUCCCAUUAUGUCACCUUUGAUGGUACCUACUAUGCUUUUAAUGGACAAUGCACAUAUAUCCUUGUUCAGCAAAUCACUCCAGUCUUCGACCACUUUCGGGUUUAUAUCGAUAAUUUUGCUUGUGACCCCGAAGACCCAUCUUGUGUUAAGUCCCUUCGUAUUAUGUACAAUAAUGAUACGAUCGUCCUGACCUCUCAAUCUUUGAUCAACCGAAUAACAAACAAGAUUUACAUCAACAAUGAAAGAGUAUACCCUGCAAUCAACAAAAAUGGUAUAACUAUUACAUCCUCAGGCAUUUUUAUGGUAGUGGAGAUACCAGAAAUUGGAGCAUACAUGUCCUUCAAUGUUCUUAGUUUCACUGUCAGGUUGCCAAUCAACAAGUUCUCGGGCAAUACUGAAGGUCAUUGUGGAAAGUGUUCUAACAGUCAAACAGAUGAUUGCAUUUUGCCUAACGGACAGCAGGCUUCAUCGUGUACUGAGAUGGCAGGACAUUGGGGAGUACCAAAUCAGGACUCGUCAUCAUGCAGUUCCAUCACCACCAGUGCCCCCAUUGUUAGUAACCAGCCAACAUUAUCUUACUCUCCCCUUCUAUCCACAUACUUCUCCACUCACUCGUUCAGUGUACCUCAAACUCUACCAACUGUAGUUCCAUCAAUGGAAGUGUCUCUACUUCCAUCAAUAUUUUCCACCGCAGUCCAAACAACAGAGGAACCCUGCAACACCCCUGAAGUCUGCAUGGUUAUUCUGAGCAGUGUCUUCAAGGAAUGCCAUAAAGUUGUACCACCAGAGCCAUUCUAUCAAGCUUGUGUUAGUGAUGGCUGCACCAAAACAGAAGGCGAGGUUUUGUGCUCCAGUUUACAAAGCUAUGCUAGGCUUUGUGGAAUUGAAGGUGUCUGCAUCGACUGGAGAGAUAGCACUAAUGGCGCAUGUCCCAAGAACUGUUCCUCACACCUCGUAUACAAACCAUGUGGGCCUGCUGUAGAACCCACCUGUAACUCGAAGUACAAUAAUGAAUUCUAUAACAAGACCACAGAUUUCUUAGAAGGAUGCUACUGUCCUGAGGGCACUACAAAAUUCAACACCAUAUCAGACAAAUGUGUAACCAGUUGCGGAUGUACUGGCCCAGAUGGAAUGCCUAGAGAGCCGGGAGAAACAUGGGAAAGCAACUGUCAGACCUGUAUGUGUGAUAAUGCAACAAUGAGUGUGCAGUGUGCAGCAAAAUCCUGUCCAAUGUCUACUCCGGCACCCUGUACUGAAGAAGGAUCUAUGCCGGUUUCUGUACUCGACUCAUCGAACCCCUGCUGUCAUAUCACAGAAUGCCGUUGCAACAUCAGUCUGUGUACCAAUGUAAAAGCAGUUUGUGAGCCUGGCUAUGAAGCUGUGCUGCAGAUGAAUGCAGGAGGUUGCUGUCCAGUUUACGAAUGUGUUCCAAAAGAUGUCUGUGUUCAUAAUGGAACAGAGUACCAGUCAGGUGGAAUUGUUCCUUCUUCCAACCCCUGUGAAAUGUGCAUGUGUGAUGGCACAAUGAAUAUGACUUCGGAAAUGCACAAUAUAAACUGCACUCCAGUUUUGUGUAGCAUCAAAUGUGCAGAGGGCUUUACUUACCAAAAAGUUCCUGGACAAUGUUGUGGAACCUGUGUACAGACUCAGUGUAUCAUGGAUCUUCCUGAUAACUCCACUUAUCUGCUUAAUCCUGGAGAAACCUGGUCACAUCCUGGAGAUAACUGUACUGAGUAUGAAUGUGUGAAAAAUAAAGGCAAAUUAUUGAGUGUGGCAUCCAAAAGAUCAUGUCCAAAGAUCAACCUGGAUGACUGUGUACCGGGAACAAUUGGGAAAGACAGUAAAGGAUGUUGCCUAACUUGUGUCCAAGAAAAAACCGAGUGUCAGAAGGUAAAGACUGAGGAGAUCAUCCUUCAGAAUGGCUGCAAGUCUCUGAAGCCUAUAAAGAUGUCCCAUUGCGAAGGGAGCUGUGAAAGCUACUCCAGGUACUCGGCAAAAACCAAAUCUAUGGAGCACAAAUGUAGUUGUUGUCGGGAGACAGAAACAGAAAUAGUAACCAUUGAAUUAGGCUGUCCAAAUGGUAAUAUAAUCAAAUACAGCUUUGUUGAUAUCAAGAAGUGUUCCUGUGCUGACUCCGUUUGCAGUAAAGAAGAAGAUGGAGAAACUCCUUAUGUGACAAACUCUAUACCUCAAACCACUGUAAAAGUAAAGAAGGCUACAAAGCCGACCAAGGACAGCAAAGGUCAACAAAGAGAGAGCAAAGAAUCAGGAUCAGAGUCUAUCGAAAAUAAAGAGCCUGACACUAGAUCAGAGGAAACAAAUAAGUCUAAGCCAAUAUCACAGCCAGGUGGGAAACAGGUAACAAAGCAAGUCCCCCAGAGCACAAAGAAAGGUCCAAAUACAUCAACGAAAUCCACAGAAAUGUUGAAGAAAAGCAACAUGCCAGGAAUUGGGGAAACUCCUUAUGUGACAAACUCUAUACCUCAAACCACUGUAAAAGUAAAGAAGGCUACAAAGCCGACCAAGGACAGCAAAGGUCAACAAAGAGAGAGCAAAGAAUCAGGAUCAGAGUCUAUUGAAAAUAAAGAGCCUGACACUAGCUCAGAGGAGACAAAUAAGUCUAAGCCAAUAUCACAGCCAGGUGGGAAACAGGUAACAAAGCAAGUCCCCCAGAGCACAAAGAAAGGUCCAAAUACAUCAACGAAAUCCACAGAAAGGUUGAGGAAAAUCAUAUGGGAAAAUAAGUAAUAAUAAUUAGUACUUGAUCACCUAAUCAAAAACAAGCAAAAUAUACAAAAAUGUUUCCGACUUUAAAGUGUGGUUAAACCCAGGCACAAAAGAUAUUGGGGUUUGCCAGUCCUUAGAUGUGUUUUUUUUUUUUUUCUUUAUGUUUACCUGCUGUUACUGAAAAUAACCAAAGGUGGCUCCACUGCAAAUGUGGAGGGAGCUAUUGUUGUCCUCAAGGCUGGACAUCAAACAUGUCAUAGUUCAUCCCCAUUAUAUGGUGGAUGAGGAAAUUAGUAGUUAUUAUAGAAAAAUAGGAUUCUUUAUGUUUUCAGUUAAGGUUAGAGGAAUCACACGAGGCAUUGCAUUUUUGGACUUGCUGAAAAUAUUCUAAGGACUGAUAAGCUGCAAUAUAUUACAUUUUUGUUCUUGGGUUUAGUUAUCAUUUAAUUACUGUAUAUAACCAAUGUAAUUAAACUUCAUGACUAAACGUAUUGUGCUUAAAUUAUGGCGUGCUGGGUGAGAUUUCUUUGUGAACAAUGAUUUCUGUACUCAAAAUGUCGUCAUUUAUAUUUAUAACGUUGAUUAAUAAACUUAUUUUGAGCAAGUUA
Molecule: messenger RNA, 21889 nt
Organism: Rana temporaria (common frog)
Lineage: Eukaryota; Metazoa; Chordata; Amphibia; Anura; Ranidae
Product: mucin-5AC-like
Exons: 49
Coding region: 24-21302 (7092 amino acids)
Cellular component (GO): extracellular matrix
Molecular function (GO): protein binding
Source: RefSeq, a predicted model, not a curated record